Messenger RNA from Alternaria alternata, 744 nucleotides. RefSeq lists its product as hypothetical. The record is from RefSeq and is a predicted model, not a curated record. The coding region runs from base 1 to 744 and encodes 247 amino acids. Gene Ontology annotation, biological process: poly(A)+ mRNA export from nucleus. Gene Ontology annotation, cellular component: nucleus. The transcript has a single exon. Lineage: Eukaryota; Fungi; Ascomycota; Dothideomycetes; Pleosporales; Pleosporaceae. Gene Ontology annotation, molecular function: RNA binding; protein binding.
AUGCUUGCAAAGCUGAAAUCGAAUCCAUCCUACGCGCUUAUGGAAGGCUUCCUCGGACGACGUUACGAUGCAGCCAACAAAUUACUAAACCUCUCGACUAUUGCUGGAGAUCAAGAGAUCCUCCAAUCUGGCAUGUUUGCCUCAGAAGGUGCACAGAAGAAGUUCUUCCCUGCCCUCAUGAUCGUUUGCGAUGCCAUUCUUGAGACGCUAGAAGCAAAAGAGCAAGCAAUCCACAGCGUCACACUCGCCGGCAAUAACCUCCAAAAUACACACGCUGUUUACCAACUCUGCAAUCAUUUCCGCCACAUCCAGAACCUUGAUCUCAGCAACAACGCUUUUGCGACGCUGGACGCGCUAAAGCCUUGGAAAGGCCGCUUCAGGAACGUCGAACACCUCAUUGUCGACCGGUUCCCAACACCCAACUGGGAGGAUGAGAUCAUCUCUUGGUUUCCUAAACUCAAAAUUUUGAAUGGCAAUCAGGUUCGUCCUGACGCAGCAGUGGCAAACAACAAUGCAGCAAACGCACAGCAAAUACCACCAUCCACCACACCAACACCUAUACCAACGACUAUCGACCCGGAGCAGCAAAGGAAAGAAGAGAUGAUCCUCUAUGUUCAGCACGAAACCAACCUCAAGCGCGACUACGCCAUUCAAUGUCUGGAGGCUGGCCAGUGGAACAUCGAGCAAGCAGGCGCUCUCUUCGCACAAAGUCGAGAGUCUUUGCCAGCUGAAGCGUACAACUAG